UCCCCGCUCCCACUCCCCCGGCUGGGCCGCGCCCCGACGGCGACCGGAGCUGUCUGCGCUCGCCUUACCCACUGCUUCCCGCCGUCCUCCCUGUCCCUUCCCGUCCCACGAAGCGGGGUGCUCCGCCGGGACAGCGCCUCCGCGACAGGAUGUUCACAUCCAAGUCCAACUCCGUGUCGCCAUCGCCGUCCCUGGAACAGGCCGACGCGGACGCGCUGGACAUCAGCACCAAAGUGCAGCUCUACGGGGUUCUAUGGAAGCGGCCGUUUGGGAGAUCGUCGGCCAAAUGGUCCCGACGGUUUUUCAUCAUCAAAGAAAGCUUUCUGCUUUACUACUCUGAGAGUGAAAAAAAGAGCUUUGAAACCAAUAAAUACUUCAAUAUCCAUCCUAAGGGUGUCAUCCCGCUAGGUGGCUGUCUGGUGGAGGCAAGAGAAGAGCCCAGCAUGCCCUAUGCCAUGAAGAUCUCACACCAGGACUUCCAUGGGAAUGUCCUGCUGGCUGCUGAGUCUGAGUUUGAGCAGACCCAAUGGCUUGAGAUGCUGCAGGAGUCUGGGAAAGUGACCUGGAAAAACGCCCAGCUAGGAGAAGCUAUGAUCAAAAGCCUGGAAGCACAGGGGCUGCAGCUGGCUAAGGAAAAGCAGGAGUAUUUAGACAAGCUGAUGGAGGAGACUGAAGAACUGUGCCUCCAGAGGGAGCAGAGAGAGGAGCUCGAGCGCCUGAACCAGGUGCUGGAGGCAGAGAAGCAGCAGUUCGAGGAAGUGGUGCAAGAGCUGAGAGUGGAGCAGGAGCAGAUCAAGAGGGAGCUAGAACUCACUGCAAGAUGUCUCAAGGGUGUGGAACAAGAGAAGAGGGAGCUGAGGCAUUUCACAGAAUCCUUACAGCACACGCUGGAGGAACUGUCAAUAGAGAAGAAGAAAACCCUAGAGAUGCUGGAGGAAGAUAAGAACCAGCCACAGCCAUCCACCAACCAGAGUGAGCAGCCUCCUGCCAGUGAUGGUCUCCAUAGCAACCUCAGGCAGAUCGAAGAGCGGAUGCAGGAGCUUUUGGCAGAGAAGCUUCUGGCAGAGAAGCGGAUGAAGGAGAACGAGGAACGCUCACGGGCCCUGGAAGAGGAACGGGAGUUCUACUCCAGCCAAUCUCAAGCCCUGCAGAACUCGCUGCAGGAGCUGACAGCAGAGAAGCAGCAGGCUGAACGGGAGCUCAAGGCUGAAGUAAAGGUCCGCAUGGACCUGGAGAGGCGACUUCGAGAGGCAGAGGCGGCCUUACGGAGCCUGGAACAAGGGCUCAAUUCCAAGGUCCGGAACAAGGAGAAGGAAGAGAGGAUGCGCGCUGACGUGAGCCACCUGAAAAGGUUCUUCGAGGAGUGCAUCCGGAACGCGGAGCUGGAGGCCAAGAUGCCAGUGAUCAUGAAGAACUCAGUGUACAUCCACAAGGCCGCCACCCGCCGCAUCAAGAGCUGCCGCUUCCACCGUCGCCGGUCCAGCACUUCGUGGAAUGACAUGAAGCCGUCCCAGUCCUUCAUGACCUCCCAACUAGAGGCCAACAACAUAGAGGAGCUGAAGGAGGUGGCCAAGCGGCUAAGCCGAGACCAGCGCUUCCGGGAAUCCAUCUACCACAUCAUGGCCACCCAGCCUGGGGCCUCUGCACUCCCCCGGGGUGGAAAGUGAUGGGCACCCCCUCCCCACCUCCCAUCUUUCCUUGGUGGGACAGGAGGGAGGCCUGACUCCCCUUGGCUCCUCUCCACCAGAGUACCACUGAGGGAGGGGCACCUUCAUUCUCAAAGGCGGUGGUACC
Acomys russatus (golden spiny mouse) is the source of this 1794-nucleotide messenger RNA. RefSeq names its product pleckstrin homology and coiled-coil domain containing D1 (gene Plekhd1). NCBI's taxonomy places the organism in Eukaryota, Metazoa, Chordata, Mammalia, Rodentia, Muridae. The record is from RefSeq and is a predicted model, not a curated record. The transcript has 13 exons. The coding region runs from base 150 to 1667 and encodes 505 amino acids.